UAUUGGUCACAUUAGUUAUAAGGUAGCUAUUCUGCAAUAAUGCAUUGUACAUGUGGGAGAAUGAAUCUCUUUAUUGUUGUUGUUCAAUCAGAACAAUGUGUGCGAUGGGAUUAGUCACGUACCUAUGAAGAUGACUCCUCAAUUAUUAUUGCAGUAGAGCGUACAAGAUCAUGCUUUGAUAGAAGUUUGAUAACGCGGAAGAAAAAUCUAGCAGUACAACGGGCACCGAGAAUGAAAUUAUGAAAAGGUUUCCUGCGAUUACUGCGAAUCCAAAAGUUGCCUCCUUCCGUUCCAUCCCCGCUGCGACCCAACCAUGGAAAGAAAGCGGCUCUCCCUGGAAGUCCACACUCUUCCGCCUCCUUCAGAGCCACGAAAUCGACGAAGCCGCCCGCUUCUUCGACAGAAUUCCUUCUCCCGGCGUCCAACUCUACACCAUGAUGAUCAACGGCUACUGUCGAAUCAACCGCCUCGAUCAGGCCUUCAGACUGUUCGAGCGAAUGCCGGCGAGAGACGCCGCUGCAUGGAAUUCCAUGAUCAAGGCAGCCUUAGAUUGCGGGGAGUUGGAUCUCGGACGCAAGCUGUUCGACGAAAUGCCGGGCCGAAAUGUGAUCUCCUGGACGACGAUGGUAAAUGGCCUAUCGCAGUUUGGUCGGGUUGAUGCAGCAGAGGACCUGUUCUUGAGGAUGCCACUGCGGGAUACUGCCGCAUGGAAUGCCAUGAUCUCAGCAUAUUGUGACAAUGGGAGAGUGGCUGACGCCCGUUCAAUGUUCGAUAAAAUGCCUCAACCAAAUGUGAUUUCUUGGACCGCCAUGAUUGGAGGUCAUGACCAGAACGGGGAGAGUGACAAAGCACUGUGCCUUUUUAGUGAACUGUGGAUGUCCCGCAUGAAGCUGACGCCAAGAACCUAUGCUUGUAUCUUAACGGUAUGUGCCAAUGCAUCGGAAUUACAACUAGGCACCCAGCUUCAUGCCCAUCUUGUAAGAACAAGCUAUUCAUUGGAUCCAUUUGUUUCUACUUCACUGGUCAACCUUUAUGCUAAGUGCAAGCAAAUUGAGGAUUCAAGUAAACUAUUCACCGAGAAGCAGGAGAAGGAUGUCGUUUCUUGGACAGCUCUUAUAACCGGUUAUGGACUGAAUGAUAGACAUGAGGAUGCACUCAAAGAAUUUGAUAAGAUGACAGCAUCUCCAGUUCGGCCGAACCAGUCCACAUUCACCAGUGCAUUGAACUCCUGUUGUGGGCUACAAGCUCUUGAAAGGGGGAAAAAGAUCCAUGCAACUACUGUUAAACUGGGUCUGGAUCUUGAUAUGUUUGUGAAAAACUCUCUGAUUGUUUUGUAUUCCAAAUGUGGAGAUAUAGAUGAUAGUUUGACUCUGUUUAAUUGUAUGGAUAGGAGGAAUCUUGUAUCCUGGAAUUCUAUCAUAAUGGGAUGUGCUCAGAAUGGAUAUGGCUCAUUCGCAAUAAAGCUAUUUGAUGACAUGAGAAAGCUCAAUGUGCAACCAGAUGAGAUAACAUACACAGGUCUUCUGACUGCUUGUAGCCAUUCCAGAAUGCUCGAGAAGGGAAGGAACAUUUUCCAUAUGCUGGAAUGCGAUCCUUCAGUUGAGGUUAAGCUUGAGCACUAUUCUUGUAUGGUAGACAUUUUAGGCCGUUGUGCAAUGUUUGAAGAAGCAGAAGAACUCAUUAGAAACAUGCCGAUGGAACCAAAUGCCACAAUUUGGUUAGCUUUACUCAGUGCUUGUAGAAUUCAUGCUAACGUCGAAGUUGCUCGUAGAAUUUCAAAGAAGGUGUUUGAUAUCGACCCUGAGAACAGUGCAGCUUAUGUUUUGCUGUCAAACAUAUAUGCUUCAGCUGGACAGUGGAACGAUGUAUCACAAACUAGACUAAUGAUGAGAAGUAGAGGCAUCACAAAGGUACCGGGUGCAAGUUGGAUUACACUGAAGGGGAUGAGGCAUGAGUUUGUUUGUGGAGACCGGUCUCACCCUAUGGCCACAGAGGUAUACAAGAAGCUUGAUUGGCUGGUAGGUAAAUUGAAGGAACUUGGUUACAUUUAUGAUACAAGAUUCGCCUUGCACGAUGUCGACGAUGAGCAAAAGGAGGCUGUGCUAGCUUAUCACAGUGAGAAACUUGCACUGGCCUUUGGUCUAAUUAGUACUGUGGAAGGUAGCACGAUAAGAAUCAUAAAAAAUCUUAGGGUGUGUGGUGAUUGCCACUCGGCUAUUAAACUAAUAACGAGAGUUGUUAGGCGCCGGAUCGUUUUGAGGGAUUCAACCCGUUUCCAUCAUUUCAGGGAUGGGUUUUGUUCUUGUGGAGAUUGCUGGUGACCUUGGUUAUAGCUUUUGGUCAUUACAGAACUAUAUUGGCUUAAUUCUAUAAUGCUUCCGCUCUGCUAUUUAACUUAGGAGAAUCAGAAAAAUAAGGGAGUAAUAUCUGCAAAGAACCAUCAUCAGAUUAAUGUUAAUGGUCUGUAAAUGGAUGUUUAAUUACUCAUGGAUGACCUGAAAAAGGCUGUUCGAAUUGAGGUACUCUAACAUCAACAGAUCGUCUGCCAGGAUCAAGUACCAGUUGAUACCUUGAGCCAUCAUUUAGCUGAUGCGGUUGUACUUUAUUAUCUCAAAAUGCAGGUUCAAGGGGCCACAUGCUUGACGACAUCAGGCGAUGAGGGUUCAUGCCAACCGGUGAAGAAUUAUUGUCUCAUGUUCAGAUGGAGCUACGAUUUGGAAUGAACAAAAACGAUGUAGGUCAGGCUGAGUCCAACUCAACAAGCUAGAUUUGGGUGAGCGAAAUUGAUAUAGAUUCGGACUAUGAUUUAUCUAUCAGUUACUCUUUGAUCGAUUCAUUCCAAACACUAUUGUGAUCAGGGAUCAUAGUCAUGGGAUGAGGCUCUUCAACUCAAAUCCAAAUGCUCCUCAUGAUAUGUUGCAAAAAAGGCGGGUCCCGCCGCCCAGCGGCCCCCUCACCCCUGCCCCACGAGUAUGAGAGGGAGUAAAUCACGGUGAAUACGGGCCCGGCGAUGACAUGGCGGUCGAAGGUGUUUAGCACGGACAGAUAUUGAUGUUAUCGCAAUUGCUGCCGCAGACCUUCGACCUCCCGACCCAUGUUGCAAGAAUACCAUGUCAUAACCGGUUGAUCCCGUCCGUGGGGGCCAAAUGCUCCUCAUGAUAUGCAUAUACAAAAUGUGGUGUCUUAAUUUAAUAUUUUUAAUAAAUAAAUAUUUUACACUCAUGUAGAAGCUGUCUUGUAUAUUUUAUAGUUCAUAUUCCAUCUAACUUAUCUCCCUGUAUGAAUCAAGCUGUCUUGUAUAUUUUAUAGUUCAUA
Messenger RNA from Zingiber officinale, 3315 nucleotides. RefSeq names its product pentatricopeptide repeat-containing protein At5g46460, mitochondrial-like. Gene Ontology annotation, molecular function: RNA binding; zinc ion binding; protein binding. Bases 240 to 2321 code for a protein of 693 amino acids. Gene Ontology annotation, biological process: RNA modification. The transcript is spliced from 2 exons. The record is from RefSeq and is a predicted model, not a curated record. NCBI's taxonomy places the organism in Eukaryota, Viridiplantae, Streptophyta, Magnoliopsida, Zingiberales, Zingiberaceae.